Lotus japonicus is the source of this 1553-nucleotide messenger RNA. Its product is annotated as amino acid transporter AVT1H-like. Gene Ontology annotation, cellular component: vacuolar membrane. The transcript has 3 exons. Lineage: Eukaryota; Viridiplantae; Streptophyta; Magnoliopsida; Fabales; Fabaceae. Gene Ontology annotation, biological process: amino acid transmembrane transport. Gene Ontology annotation, molecular function: amino acid transmembrane transporter activity. The record is from RefSeq and is a predicted model, not a curated record. The coding region runs from base 159 to 1553 and encodes 464 amino acids.
UCCCGUGGGUGACGCAUAUAAACACCUACAGAUUAUUUAUUCAACUAUAAAUACACACCUUUGAUGUCAUUUGGCUAGUAAAUCUCAUCAAACAUCGUUGUGAACCUUGCACGAGUUGUCUCAAACUGCUAUUAAUUUCGUGCAUCUUAUCAAUUAGUAUGUUGAAGAAGAGCCUAAUCCUUCAACAGAACUGUCUCCAACACGAGAAUCAAGUCGAUAGUGGCCAUGGUGCAAACUUGGGUGUGCAGUUAGCAAAUUGCAAUAGUUGCGUGGAGGAAAGCCAAUUAUGCAAGUGUGAUCACAUCAAUAAUAUUGAAGAGAGUGCAGUAGCAAGGGACACCAACGUAGAUGCAGAGCAUGAUGCUAAAGCCAAUAGUUCUUUAGCUCAUUCGGUCAUGAAUAUGGUGGGGAUGCUCAUAGGUCUUGGGCAAUUAUCAACUCCAUAUGCUGUAGAACAAGGAGGCUGGGCAUCUGCAAUUUUGCUUAUAGCACUUGGUGUGAUGUGCACUUACACUUGUCAUUUACUUGGGAAAUGUCUAAAAAAGAACCCCAAGUUAAGAAGCUAUGUGGACAUUGGGAACCAUGCAUUUGGAGCAAAAGGAAGAUUCCUAGCUGCAAUACUCAUCUACAUGGACAUCUUCAUGUCCCUUGUUUCCUACACCAUCUCAUUGCAUGACAACUUGACCACAGUGUUGCAUUUGAAGCAGUUGCAUUUGGCUAAGUUAUCUGCUCCACAGAUUCUAACUGUGGGUGCAGUGUUGGUUGCUCUACCUAGCUUGUGGCUCAGAGACCUGUCGUCCAUUUCUUUCCUUUCAAGUGUUGGCGUUCUCAUGUCUGUUGUCAUUUUUGUGUCUGUAGCAGCCACUGCAGUUUUUGGAGGUGUGAGGGUUAAUCAUGAAAUACCCUUCCUCCGGCUCCACAACAUUCCAUCAAUAUCUGGCAUUUACAUCUUCAGUUAUGGAGGGCACAUUGUUUUCCCCAAUUUAUAUAAGGCCAUGAAAGACCCCUCAAAGUUUACCAAGGUUUCUAUUCUGAGUUUCACAACAGUUACUGCACUUUACACCAUAAUGGGGUACAUGGGUGCAAAAAUGUUUGGACCUGAAGUCAAUUCACAAGUAACUCUCAGCAUGCCCUCAAAGCAAAUUGUGACAAAGAUUGCUUUAUGGGCAACCGUGCUCACACCUAUGACCAAAUAUGCACUAGAAUUUGCACCGGUCGCCAUUCAGCUAGAGCAUAAGCUUCCUAGUUCCAUGAGUGGCAGAACCAAAAUGAUACUCAGGGGGAUCAUAGGUUCAUCUUUACUUUUAGUUAUACUAGCCCUUGCUCUGACAGUGCCUUAUUUUGAGCAUGUUCUCAGCCUCACUGGUUCCCUUGUUAGUGUUGCUAUCUCUCUGAUUUUCCCUUGUGCUUUCUACAUAAAGAUUUGUAGGGGACAAAUAUCAAAGCCUCUAUUUGUCCUGAACAUUUCUAUCAUCACAUUUGGGUUUCUUCUAGGGGUGGUGGGCACCAUUUCCAGCUCAAAAUUACUAGUGGAAAAAAUUCUAGCAGCUUAA